AUGUCCAGUAGCCACUCACAGUUUCCUAAACGCUUGCUAAAUAAUUUUCAGUUCAAUUUGGUAUGCGAAAAUGAGCACUGGGCAAAACACGCUUCGUCGCUUUUUAUGUUUGGUGGUUUACUGAUACCGGUGCUCACUCAACUGUCGGAUCUGUACGGUCGACGAAUGGUUUUCCUGCUCAUGCUUUGGUGUGCUAGUAUAGCUUCGUUUGCAUGUUCCUUGGCACCAACAGUUCUCACAUUCCUCAUUUGUCGUCUUAUUCUUGGCAUUGGCACUACGGGUUACUUCGCUGUCAUGUCGAUAAUGUGCUGCGAAUCAGUGUCCGUCGAAUUUCGAUCGCUAAUCCCGGUGUUGUUCACGAUAACUUGGGUGACGGGUAUUAUGGCUGUUGGCUUACUGAGGAUAUGGAUCCACAGCUGGAGAUAUCUCUAUUUCAUCAUAUCCAUCCCCAGCCUGUUCACUAUUUCUUAUUACUGGCUUCUACCAGAAUCGCCGCAUUGGUUGAUUAGUCACAGGAAGCAUCGUGCCAUCGACAAGUAUAUCGAUGAUGCUUGUCACUAUAACAACAUGAAAAUCAAUCUGAGCAACUGCGAAUCGCAUGUGCAGUUGGAGGCGCAUUACAAGCCACGUACUUUUAUGGAUAUUAUACGCAACAAAGUGGCGCUCUUCCAUCUGUUGGUACAGUGUUAUGUGAUGGCUACAAUGAACAUAUCCUACUGGGGCAUGGCGUUGCUGAGCACGACGUUGAGUGAGGAUAGCUAUACGGGUUACUUCCUAUCCGGCUUCACUGAGCUGCCAGCCGGUCUGCUAGCUGUUUUGUUGCUGCAGAAAUUCGGACGACGCUCGAUCAGCAUGUGGUCCUUCCUGUUCCAGUCUCUUUUCCUCUUCCUUGCCGUUCUCUUCCCAGGUCCCGGCCCGGUGCAGAUAUCGUUUGCAGUGGUAGCGAAACUCUUCAACAGCUUCAUCUGGGCUGCCCAGCCACUUCUGUUGGCCGAAAUGAGUCCAACAACAAUUCGGAAUACAUUUUUUGGAGCGGUGCAAUUUGCCGCAGAAGCUGGCUCCAUCUCAGCACCUUAUCUGAUUUUACUUAAGAAUCUUAACGACCGCGCGCCGCAAGCAGCAGUAACGAUUUUCUCGUUUUUCGCUGCCUUACUGCUGGUCACUGCACCGGAAACAAGGGGCCGUGCGAUGCCGGAGGAUCUUGACCAGUUCGAUCCGGGAUGCUUCUUGAGAAUGUUCGGAUUUCAAGAGCAGAGGAAGAGGAGUAUUUUGCUUACUGCGAAGGAAAUUGACGAAGCAUGUUUUUGCAAGCUUGUUUUAUUUUUUGGCAGUGACGAAUUUUGCCCUUCUUUUUUUCCAUAA
This is a messenger RNA of Gongylonema pulchrum, 1362 nucleotides long. The record is from the annotation of a GenBank genome assembly. Lineage: Eukaryota; Metazoa; Nematoda; Chromadorea; Rhabditida; Gongylonematidae.